GAGGGCGAGGCCCCCAGCAGCGAGACUGGCACGUCGCUGGACAGCCCCUCCGCCUACCACCAGGGCCCCUCGGCGCCCGGCUCCGGCCUGGGCCCGGACCACUCGGAGCACACGCCAGCGGACGCCUAUGGGCUGUAUGCGGGGCCGCCCGGGCAGCAGCGCACGCGGAGGCCCAAGCUGCAGCACUCGACCUCCAUCCUGCGCAAGCAGGCCGAGGAGGAGGCUAUCAAGCGCUCACGGUCCCUCUCUGAGAGCUAUGAGCUCUCUUCCGACCUGCAGGACAAGCAGGUGGAGAUGCUAGAACGGAAGUAUGGGGGCCGCCUCGUGACCCGCCAUGCGGCCCGCACCAUCCAGACAGCCUUCCGCCAGUACCAGAUGAACAAGAACUUUGAGCGGCUGCGCAGCUCCAUGUCCGAGAACCGCAUGUCGCGCCGCAUCGUGCUGUCCAACAUGAGGAUGCAGUUCUCCUUCGAAGGGCCGGAGAAGGUGCACAGCUCCUACUUCGAGGGCAAGCAGGUCUCAGUGACCGACAAGGGUGCCCCGCUGGAGGCCCUGGUGCCGGCCGAGUGCAGAGACCUGGGCCCGCCGCCUGCCCUCCAGGCCCCUGCCCCGGCCGGUGACUUCGCAGAUGCCAUCACGGAGCUGGAGGAUGCCUUCUCACGGCAGGUGAAGUCGCUGGCCGAGUCCAUUGACGACGCGCUCAACUGCCGCAGCCUGCACACCGAGGGGGCCCCCGCGCCCGACGUGGGGCGGACCCGGGACGCCGAGCCCUCGCCGGCCCUGCAUGGCGCCGAGCACCGCCAGCUGGACGAGAUGACCGCCUCGUACAGCGACGUCACCCUGUACAUCGACGAGGAGGAGCUGUCGCCACCCCUGCCCCCGAUGCAGGCGGGCCGCCGGCCGUCCAGCGCCGAGUCGGACCUGCGGCUGCGGCCCGGGGGUGCUGCCCAGGACUACUGGGCCCUGGCCCACAAGGACGACAAGGGGGACACGGACACCAGCUGCCGGAGCACGCCCUCGCUGGGGCCACAGGAGCCGCGGCUGCGCGGGGAGCACCUCCCGCUGCUCACCAUCGAGCCGCCCAGCGACAGCUCCGUGGACCUCAGCGACCGCUCGGACCGCAGCUCGCUUAAGAGGCAGAGCGCCUACGAGCGCGGCCUGGGUGGGCUGCAGGGCAGCCCCAAGCACGGCCCCCAUGGGCCCCCCAGGGGCCUCCCCCGGGAGGAGCCGGAGCCGCGGGCCCGGGCGCCCAGGCCCCUGGACGGCCACCUGGCCAUCAAUGGCUCGGCCAACAGGCAGAGCAAGUCCGAGUCGGACUACUCGGAUGGGGACAACGACAGCCUGAACAGCACAUCCAACUCCAACGACACCAUCAACUGCAGCUCCGAGUCUUCGUCCCGUGACAGCCUGCGUGAGCAGACGCUCAGCAAGCAGACCUACCACAAGGAGACCCGCAACAGCUGGGACUCGCCCACCUUCAGCAACGACAUCAUCCGCCGGCGGCACUACCGCAUCGGCCUCAACCUGUUCAACAAGAAGCCCGAGAAGGGCGUCCAGUACCUCAUCGAGCGCGGCUUCGUGCCCGACACGCCGGUGGGCGUGGCCCACUUCCUGCUGCAGCGCAAGGGCCUGAGCCGGCAGAUGAUCGGGGAGUUCCUGGGCAACCGGCAGAAGCAAUUCAACCGCGACGUGCUCGACUGCGUGGUGGACGAGAUGGACUUCUCCACCAUGGAGCUGGACGAGGCCCUCCGGAAGUUCCAGGCGCACAUCCGGGUCCAGGGGGAGGCCCAGAAGGUGGAGCGGCUGAUCGAGGCCUUCAGCCAGCGGUACUGCAUCUGCAACCCCGGGGUGGUGCGGCAGUUCCGGAACCCAGACACCAUCUUCAUCCUGGCCUUUGCCAUCAUUCUGCUCAACACCGACAUGUACAGCCCCAACGUCAAGCCCGAGCGCAAGAUGAAGCUGGAGGACUUCGUCAAGAACCUCCGAGGCGUGGACGAUGGGGAGGACAUCCCCCGGGAGAUGCUGAUCGGGAUCUACGAGCGGAUCCGGAAGCGGGAGCUGGAGACCAACGAGGACCACGUGUCGCAGGUGCAGAAGGUGGAGAAGCUCAUCGUGGGGAAGAAGCCGAUUGGAUCUCUGCACCACGGGCUCGGCUGUGUGCUCUCGCUGCCGCACCGGCGCCUGGUCUGCUACUGCCGGCUCUUCGAGGUUCCAGACCCAAAUAAGCCCCAGAAGCUUGGGCUGCACCAGCGAGAAAUCUUCCUGUUCAAUGACCUCCUGGUGGUCACCAAGAUCCUCCAGAAGAAGAGGAACGCGGUGACGUACAGCUUCCGCCAGGCCUUCCCCCUGCACGGCAUGCAGGCCCUGCUCUUCGAGAGCCAGCAUUACCCCAAUGGCAUCCGGCUCACAUCCGCCGUCCCCGGAGCAGACCUCAAAGUGCUAAUAAACUUUAACGCUCCCAAUCCUCAAGACCGGAAGAAAUUCACUGAUGACCUGCGGGAGUCCAUCGCGGAGGUGCAGGAGAUGGAAAAGCACAGGAUAGAGACGGAGCUCGAGAAGCAGAAGGGCGUCGUACGGCCCAGCAUGUCCCAGUGCUCCAGCCUCAAAAAGGAGCCGGGCGGCGGGACACUGAGUCGGGCCUGCCUGGAUGACAGCUACGCCAGCGGCGAGGGCCUCAAGCGCAGCGCCCUCAGCAGCUCCCUGCGCGACCUCUCAGAAGCGGGGGUCCAUCAUUAGCAGUCCUCACACGCGCCGGAGAGCUACAACACGAGACUGUCCAUCUCGCCCACACCAGGCCAUGCCCAACUCCUCCUCCCUCCUGGGCUCCUUAUUUGGGAGUAAGAGAGGGAAGCCCCCUCCCCAGGCCCACUUGCCCCCAGCCCCUCCCCAGCCGCCCCCCCACCCGCCUCAUCCCUCUCCCGGCCACCCCCAGGGGCCCACGGAGGGCCCCUUGCAGGCCCCAGUGCACGGGCAUCACGGCCAGUACUGCCCCCUCCAGCAGAACCCGCCCCCCUACCAUCACCACCACCACUACCACCCGCCCCAGCACAUCCAGCACGCACACCAGUACCACCACGGCCCCCAUGGGGGGCAGCCCGCCUACGGGGCCCACGCGCACAGCCACCCGCCGCUGCCCUCGGCCCACGUCGGCCACCCGGGCCACGUGGGCCAUGCCGUGCACCACCACGGGCAGCCCCCUGCCCCGCCACCCCUCCCCAGCAGCAAGGCCAAACCCAGCGGCAUCAGCACAAUUGUGUAGACAGCCUGGGCGGGGGUCCCGGGCCCCUCAGAACAAGUGCACACCACACAGGCGCGCCCAGGGGUGGCAGCCCCAGACCAGACCCAGGGCGCUUUCUGUUUCCACCUCCCCAUCUGUUCCCAGCCCGGAUGGAACCCCCGCAAGCCCCGGGGCUUGUGUCACAGGGAACAAACCCCCACCCCCCGCCCCCAGUUUCAUUUAGCGGUGGCGCCCCGGGCUCCAUCCACCUCAGCCCAGGAGGUGGGCCUCGGCCACCGUCAGCCCUGAAACGGUGCCGCCGGCCAAGUAGAUGUUGAGCUCCCCGCCCUGACCCCCCACCUGCAGCCCUCAGCUCUCUGCUCCCUCACUAUACACGCAGAUGAGGACCCAGCCUAGGAAAAGAAGAGACGACACAAAAAACCAGAGACAGAACCAAACAAA
Lipotes vexillifer (Yangtze River dolphin) is the source of this 3679-nucleotide messenger RNA. It is a transcript of the gene IQSEC1, whose product is annotated as IQ motif and Sec7 domain ArfGEF 1. NCBI's taxonomy places the organism in Eukaryota, Metazoa, Chordata, Mammalia, Artiodactyla, Lipotidae. The record is from RefSeq and is a predicted model, not a curated record. The transcript is spliced from 12 exons. The coding region runs from base 295 to 2736 and encodes 813 amino acids. Gene Ontology annotation, molecular function: guanyl-nucleotide exchange factor activity. Gene Ontology annotation, biological process: regulation of ARF protein signal transduction; actin cytoskeleton organization.